This is a messenger RNA of Sorex fumeus (smoky shrew), 942 nucleotides long. RefSeq lists its product as uncharacterized. The record is from RefSeq and is a predicted model, not a curated record. The coding region runs from base 121 to 942 and encodes 273 amino acids. The transcript has 4 exons. NCBI's taxonomy places the organism in Eukaryota, Metazoa, Chordata, Mammalia, Eulipotyphla, Soricidae.
GGGGGGAUGCGCCCCUGGGCGCGGCGGCGGCGGCGGCGGCGGUGGCGCGGAGUCCGAGCCCCGGAGGGCCGCCGAGCCGGACAGUAGAGCCCGCCACCGGCCGGGCUGACCAGCACCGGGAUGGCCAGUGUGAACCCCGCCAGCCGCCCCCACUACGCUUCUUCCAUCCCUGUGCCUCGGGCCACUUCCCAGACCAGGAUCCCCACCCCGGGCACCUCCCCACAGCUGCGGCCACGCCAGGCUGGCCUGGCCCUGAGCCCCCAGCGCGCGGCCUCCCCCAGGCUGGGCAAGCCCGCGGGGCCUUCCAGAAGCUCCUCUCCUAAGGCCUCCUGGGGAAGAGGCUCCCCCAAGCCGUCCGCGGGCGACACUGGUGACAGCCUCUCCGGGUCCCCAUGGAGCAGCCCCAGAACAGCCCCCAAAGCCACCCUCUCCAGCCGGGCCGGGUCCAGAAGAGUCGGGGACACCCAGGGCAUCCAGGGGAAGAAGAAGGUGGCCCAGGACGGGCUACCCACACGCCAGACCCGGGGCAGGAGUCCAUCCCGGACGUGGCUCCGGGGAGAAGAUCACGUGGCAGCCACUCCUGAAGGUCGCAAGCCUCUGAGCUGCGCAGGGAGAGAGGAAAGAGAUGGGAUCCCCAGGAGCUCUGGGCUUCCCAGGGCUUUGGAACCUGAUGACGGGGCAGCCUCAGGGACCUCCUCCCUGAUCUGCAGCCCAGGGCAGAGCAAGCGCCCUUCUCCCACUCCUGGGGCCAUCAGCUUCUUCUCUGCCCAUCCACAGAGUCAACCUGUCACAGCCACCGUGGCCCCCUUCCAGUACAGGUCGCAGACUGACCAGGAGCCUGGCCCCCGGCCACAGAGGAGCGGUGCCUUUGAGGGCCGCUCUGGACCCCUUGGCGGGCCUGACGAGCAUUUUUGCACAGAUACCCCCAACCUCUUCCUGUAG